UUUUUUUUAUCUUAACAAAUCACAAUGGCCCGCUUCAGCCUCUCCGUCCUGGUGCUCUGCCUUUUCAUGGCUUUGAUGGCGUCUGCCAUGCCUGUCAAGCGCGACGAUGUCGCCAAUGAAAGCGACUACGCUAUGCAGGGGAUCGAGUCCGCCACCAAAAUGAUGGAAGAGAUGAUUGAGAAAUACAAGCAAGCUCAGGAGGAGGCAAGCGACAACGCCAACGAUGCCUCCGCCGCAACCGCCGACGAGACUGAGAACAAGAACGCUCCGAUGGAGGAUGCGAGCACGACUCCGUCCUCCACUACUCCCACUGAGACGACGCCCGUUGCCAGCGCUGCCGCCCAACCCCCCAAGCCUAGCAAGACUCACAUCGUGAACGACAACCCUUUUGCGAACCUGCCCCUGGUCGGUGGUCUGUUGAGCGGCGGUGGUCUGGGUCUGUGAUGCCCCGAUGGUGCUCGUCCGGUGCCGUCAAAGGCAACUGCCGGAGAACCCAAGUUUUGGUGAUGUUCUGUGUUGUUACGAUGCUUGUAUGAGGCAUAAUGAUUGUGAUUUUUCCCACCUUAGUCUAGGAUUUGCUUAGUAAAGCUCGGUCGGUCG
This is a messenger RNA of Aspergillus japonicus CBS 114.51, 600 nucleotides long. RefSeq lists its product as uncharacterized. Bases 25 to 444 code for a protein of 139 amino acids. The record is from RefSeq and is a predicted model, not a curated record. The transcript is spliced from 2 exons. NCBI's taxonomy places the organism in Eukaryota, Fungi, Ascomycota, Eurotiomycetes, Eurotiales, Aspergillaceae.